Molecule: messenger RNA, 450 nt
Organism: Sphaerodactylus townsendi
Lineage: Eukaryota; Metazoa; Chordata; Lepidosauria; Squamata; Sphaerodactylidae
Product: vitelline membrane outer layer protein 1-like
Exons: 3
Coding region: 1-450 (149 amino acids)
Source: RefSeq, a predicted model, not a curated record
AUGGGAAAGAAGCUUCGUACAGUUUUUCCACAGCACUUUAUUCUUGCAGGUAUGGUGGCCCCCAAUCGUGGAUUCUUAUACGAUAAUACUGCUCUAAAUGGCAUCCGUCUGCAUUGCUCAGAUGGCGAAAUCAUCUCAUCCUCAAUUGUGCAUUACAGUCCUUGGACUGCAGAAAAGUCCUGCAAGUCUGGGUAUCUGACUUCAUUCUCGCUCCGAGUAUCUGCGCACCAGUGGAUGUUGGAUGAUACUGCAGCGAACAAUAUCAAGUUUAAGUGCUCAGAUGGAGCUGUACUGGAAGGAAGUGGACUUGCAUGGGGCAAAUAUGGCUCAUGGAGUCAGUCCUGCUCAAAAGGUGGCAUUUGUGGGAUUCAGACAAGAGUGGAAAACCACAAGCCACAUGUGAGGGAUCACACUGGACUCCAUGAUGUCAAGUUUUUCUGUUGCAGUUAA